AGAACCCCUUACACGUUGUUAACAUCGAACCCGAAUAUCGAGUCCGAGGCGACAUUGUUCCUCGACGCUGUCUGCUUCAUACCAUUUCAAUGCUGUCGCCAAUCGACCGAUAAACAUCGCGCUUGAGACCGCAAUCUACUCUGUUUACAUCCCGCGCAGUCGGGUCAACACCACCGAAACUGAUGAUUUCCUCCUGGCCUGAUUGAAAACACUCAUUAAGAAGAAACAUGGCGUUCGUCAUAACAUACCUGUACACCACGAUCGCACGCUGACCAUGUUUCCAGUACCGCCGCCAUGAACAGCGGAGGAGGGGGCAACAACAUCAAAGUUGUUGCCCGUUUCAGGCCUCAGAAUAAAGUCGAAGUAGCGAAUGGAGGUCAACCAAUUGUCCAGUUCUCCGGCGAGGACACCUGCCAGCUUCAGUCCGCCGAAACCAAUGCACCCUUCACCUUCGACCGAGUCUUUGACAUGUCUUCUCAACAAGCCGAUAUCUUCGAUUUCUCUAUACGAUCGACCGUCGAAGAUGUUAUGAAUGGUUACAAUGGCACGGUCUUUGCCUACGGCCAGACCGGCGCAGGAAAGUCUUAUACAAUGAUGGGUGAUAUGGACGAUUCAGAUAAGAAAGGUAUAAUACCACGAAUCACUGAACAAAUUUUCGACGCCAUCCUGGUUCAUGGUUCGGCGCAGAUCGAGUAUACUGUGGGCAUUUCGUACCUGGAAAUUUACAUGGAGCGGAUACGAGAUCUGUUGAAUCCGGUCAUGGACAAUCUGCCCAUCAAUGAAGGUCCCAAGGGUCCGUACGUCAAGGGCCUACGAGAAAUAUACGUCAAUACCGUGGAGGAAGUGUACACCGCCAUGCACCUGGGUCAGCGAUCAAGAGUGACAGCAUCAACCAACAUGAAUUUAGAAUCGUCGCGAUCCCAUUCCAUAUUCUUGGUCACGAUAAACCAAAAAGACGUCAAUACUGGUUCGCAGAAGAGUGGUCUGCUCUAUCUUGUGGAUUUGGCAGGCUCUGAAAAGGUGGGCAAGACCGGCGCAACUGGUCAGACUCUUGAAGAGGCGAAAAAGAUCAACAAGAGUUUGAGUGCUCUUGGAAUGGUCAUCAACGCUUUGACUGAUGGCAAAUCUUCCCACGUUCCCUACCGAGACUCCAAAUUGACCAGGAUAUUGCAAGAAAGUUUGGGUGGUAAUUCAAGGACCACUUUGAUCAUCAAUUGUUCACCCAGCAGUUACAAUGAUGCAGAAACGGUCGGCACGUUACGCUUUGGUAUGAGAGCAAAGACAAUCAGGAACAAAGCCAAGAUCAAUGCUGUACUGAGCCCUGCUGAGUUGAAACGGCUCCUCAAGACUGCUCAGAAUCAAGCGAUGUCAUUCGAAAAGUACAUUGCGUCGGUGGAUUCCGAACUGUCCUUGUGGAGGAAAGGCGAGACGGUACCGAAAGACAAAUGGGUUGCACCUUUAGGUGGUUCAAAUUCCAGAUCAGAGCUGAGGACAAGACCCGACACGCCGUCUCGUGCCGCCUCGGAUCUUUUGAGAUCAGAGACACCAAGUAGACCUGAUUCACGAAUGGGUGAUAGAUCGAGCACGCCUAGUAUCAUCCUUGAAAAGGACGAGCGAGAAGAGUUUCUACGGCGAGAAAAUGAAUUACAAGAUCAACUUACGGAGAAGGAGACUCAGGCAGCUAACGCUGAGCGAAGUCUUCAAGAGCUACGAGAAGAACUGAAAUCCUACAGGGAAGGCACUUUGCGGACCACCAAGGACAAUGAAACCAUGGCUGAGAAACUCAACAAGACAGAACUGGAGCUGCAGAAACUAUCUUAUCAAAGCAAAGAGGAUUCCAUCACAAUGGAGAGCUUGAAAGACGCAAACACUGAACUGGAAACCGAGCUAGUGUCCGUCAAACAACAACUCUUGGAGCUUAAGAUGAGUGCCAAAGAGACUACAGCUGCACUUGACGAAAAAGAAAGCAAGAAGAAGGAGAAGAUGGCCAAAAUGAUGGCCGGCUUUGACUUGGGGGACAACGCAUUCUCUGAAAAUGAGAGUCGCAUGCGGGAUAUGCUUGAUCAAGUCGAGUCACUACAUGCUGCGAGCCUGAAUGGUGGGAAAGUCUCCGCAGACGUGCUGGAAGACUUGAGAUCCAAGUUAAUGGCAUCACGGGAUUUGGUACGGCAAGCCGAGACUUCCUUGAACGAGCGUACAGAGAACGAGUAUGAGGAGCGGACAAUUUCUCUGGAGGAGAAGCUGAGUGCGGUGCAACAAAAAUACGAAGAUCUAUUAACGCGCAAUCUGAGCCCGGAAGACGUGGAAGACGUCAAGAGCAGGCUUGAACAACUGUACGCCGAUCGCAAAGAGACGCAAACAGAGCUGGCGCAUGAUCUUAGAGACCAACUCACUCACAAGUCUGAAGAGAUUGAGAGGCUCCAAAAGUCUAUCAGUGAUUUGCAGUCUCGUGGGGGUGGACAACUACCGAAUGGCGUCGCCAGCAAAGGACUCCAACAACAAAUUGCCGAAUUCGAUCAGAUGAAGAAGAACUUGAUGCGAGACCUACAGAAUCGAUGCGAGCGAGUUGUGGAGCUUGAGAUCUCACUUGAUGAGACACGAGAACAAUAUAACAACGUGCUUCGGUCAAGCAACAACCGCCAACAGCAAAAGAAGAUGGCAUUUUUGGAGCGCAAUCUCGAACAGCUUACUGUCGUGCAGAGGCAGCUUGUGGACCAAAACACGAGCCUUAAGAAGGAAGUUGCUAUCGCAGAAAGAAAGCUCAUUGCUCGGAAUGAACGAAUUCUGAGUUUGGAGAGUCUGCUCAGCGAUAGCCAGGACAAAUUGACAGCUGCGAACCACAGGUUCGAACAACAACUCGCUGCAGUCAAAGAGCGUCUGGAGGCCGCCAAGGUGUCAUCCAAGAAUAUGGCCAUGGCCGGACCUGGCGGACCUGGUGGUUUCAACAGUCUCAUGAACGCCGGAGCCAGGAUAGCAAAGCCACUGCGUGGAGGAGGCGGUGCUCAAGGAAAUCUCGACGGCGCCAACGGUGCACCUGCGUUGCCUAUCAUCUCCAGCUUGACGGGUUCAGACAGUGGCAACAAACGAAGCAGUUGGUUCUUCAACACGGGUCGGUAAGGAGGAGUACAUAUAAUGUGAUUCCGAGGGCAAAGAUACUACGCUGCAUCUGUUUAUACCAUCAUGACUGCAAUCUGGCUUGGUCGUUGAAGCAUUCUGGAUGGCGUCGGCGUGGAUGUCUAACAGCGCCGGCUGUUUGACGUUGAACC
Messenger RNA from Exophiala viscosa, 3266 nucleotides. Its product is annotated as kinesin family member 5. The transcript is spliced from 3 exons. Bases 295 to 3117 code for a protein of 940 amino acids. Lineage: Eukaryota; Fungi; Ascomycota; Eurotiomycetes; Chaetothyriales; Herpotrichiellaceae. The record is from RefSeq and is a predicted model, not a curated record. Gene Ontology annotation, molecular function: ATP binding; microtubule motor activity; microtubule binding. Gene Ontology annotation, cellular component: microtubule associated complex. Gene Ontology annotation, biological process: microtubule-based movement; mitotic spindle organization; spindle elongation.